UGCGGAAUUCCGUUGUUUUUUACGUGCUCUCUGGUCUCAUCUUCUCGUACCCACUUUCUCAUCUGUGACUGAAGAAAAUGAAUUGGCCCACUGAAUUCCGGAAAAAUACUAGGACACCUAAAUAUCUUGGACAGGCGCGGAAAGGGGAGGCCUGACCUUGGAAGCGGAACGGGGUCCUGCGGCAGGUCCUUCCGGGAGGGUGACAUUCAGCCGGCCAGUCGGGGCGACGGGCUUUCCGUCCUAGAACCAUGGCCCAGUUUGUUCGUAACCUCGCGGAGAAGGCCCCGGCGCUGGUCAGCGCUGCUGUGACUUACUCGAAGCCUCGAUUGGCCACAUUUUGGCACUAUGCCAAGGUUGAGCUGGUUCCUCCAACCCCUGCUGAGAUCCCUACAGCUAUUCAGAGCUUGAAAAAAAUUAUCAAUAGUGCUCAAACUGGUAGCUUCAAACAGCUCACAGUUAAGGAAGCUCUACUGAAUGGUUUGGUGGCCACUGAGGUGUGGAUGUGGUUUUAUGUUGGCGAGAUCAUAGGCAAGCGUGGCAUCAUUGGCUAUAAUGUUUGAAGACCAAUCUUUGCUUUGUUAUUUGGGUGUUCUUGGACCAUGUGUGAGCAGACUGCUAUUUGAAUAAAAUAAGACAAUGUGUCAAAAUCAGUGUUUCUCUGUCAAGCACUACAUGGAAGGUCACAAUUUCUCUUGAUAUUAAGUUGGGUUGUCUUUUGCUUUAAUACAUUAAUACAGCUCUAAAUGCAUGUCUUUGCUUAGCCUGCAAUUGGAAAGGAUAGAUAUGAAUAUACCAACCUGGUGCAUGUAUAUAUGAGGAUAGCAUUUUACUUUGAAGGCUUGAAAUAAAUGAUAUUUAAGCUUAAUUUUAGAAAAGUUGGGGAAAGGCUUUGAGAAAACAAGAACUUGUUCCAGUAGGAGAAAAAUAAUACCAUGUGCCAAGCAUGGUAUAUACUAGUUAAAUCACCUAGUAUAAAGAAUACAAUUUGGACUGUUUUUCUUUGCUAAAAUCAGAGAAAGACCCCUUUGGCAACAGCUGUGUCUGUAAAUGUAGGGGUACUUUUUGUCAACUUGAAUAUAGCUUCCCCAAAAGAGACCAGCCGGGUGAUAUUCUGUGUGUCUGUAACAUCUUUAACACUAGGACAGAGAAUGAAAGCAAUGACCUAUGUUUUUAAUCUAAUUUUGAUAUGUUAUUAAUCUGUCUUUUUUUUUUUUAAGGACCUAUCUUUACAAAAAUAAAAUAUCCUAUAGAUACUUAACAGGAUUAUAGUUUAGUAUCGUCCAUGGGUCAAGAUAGUAUAUUAUGUCCUGAAAUAAAUACAAGUGAUUGGUA
This is a messenger RNA of Balaenoptera acutorostrata (minke whale), 1332 nucleotides long. It is a transcript of the gene ATP5MG, whose product is annotated as ATP synthase membrane subunit g. The transcript has 3 exons. The coding region runs from base 249 to 560 and encodes 103 amino acids. Gene Ontology annotation, molecular function: proton transmembrane transporter activity. Gene Ontology annotation, biological process: proton motive force-driven ATP synthesis. The record is from RefSeq and is a predicted model, not a curated record. NCBI's taxonomy places the organism in Eukaryota, Metazoa, Chordata, Mammalia, Artiodactyla, Balaenopteridae.